AUGUCUCCAGAUAACGACCGUAAUUGUGAGGGAACUUCAAGAGAUGAAUACUAUACUUGUGAGGAAUAUCGCAACCGUAAUCAUGAGGACAGAAGAUAUGAUUACUGCCUUCGUGGUUCUGAUAGAGAUUACAGUCGCCUUGGUCCUGAUCCUUCCUUCGAAACAUAUUAUGGACGUGGUAGACCUCCUCAUAGCCGGGAGCGGUAUCGUGACGAUGAUUUUUACGAAAACGCUCCAAAAUACGAUGCUCCAGGAUAUUCAGCUGACGUUAGUGACAGCAGGGUCAAUGAUUUCUACCACAGAUCUCAAGACCUCUCAAAUGGAGCUCGACGCUAUCGUGGAGUACCCCCAAAUAAUCGACGUAAUUACUAUGAAGACUCAAAAGACGUUCCCUAUGUACAAAAUGAGCGUGAUGACGACUUCAGCGAGGCCAGUGAGAAUCACAGGGAAGGAGACGAGAUGCUUUUGCAGCAUGGUAAGCCAUUUAUUGACUUACAGCCUUAA
Strongylus vulgaris is the source of this 504-nucleotide messenger RNA. Lineage: Eukaryota; Metazoa; Nematoda; Chromadorea; Rhabditida; Strongylidae. The record is from the annotation of a GenBank genome assembly.